CACGCUCAAUGUUCAUCUCAACUUUAUCAUUAUUCGCUCCAAGAUCGUUCUGACGUGCAGAUAAUAUCUGAUAUCCCAAUUAAAAACCCCCUUUCGACACGGACUGAUUGGUUAAUCCAAUUCAUUUUUUACCAUUUUUUACUCAUCUGUAAUUCUAGCCGUCUUGGUCGGUGCGAAUCCAACACUUUCAUUCAGCAUGCCAAUUUUGUAAUCGUCGUCUUGCUUGACGCGGUCUUUGGAACCUCAUUUAUACUUCUGUCGAACCCUUUUAACAUUGAACGUAACUAACUACUAGCCAAACUAUCUCUUGGUACUAUCGACUUUACCCAAGCCACCGGUUAAUAAAAUGAUGGAAAUCCAACUCGACAUUCUUCUUUGAGUAGCAUCCUCUGCUGCCACUUCGCAAACUUCGCAAACUUCGCAAACUCACCCGCCACUUCUUCCACUUCUUCCACUUCCUCCACUUCCCUUUCACCUUUCCACCCUUACCUUUCCACCCUUACCUUUUCCCUUCUACGCCUUCUACGCCUUCUACGCCUUCUACGCCUUCUACGCCUUCUACGCCUUCUACAUUUGACUACCUCACUCCUUCACCGUCACUAUUUUCUAAAAAAUCGCUCCUUCUCCAUUUCCACUCAUCAUGGAUAUGGCACAGACCUUAGUGCGCUCUGUCGCACGCGCUUUCUUCACCGCGCCCGAGGAUAGAAGGAUGAUUCUCAUUGUUGAUGCUCUCGUCUUGCACUCGACCCUACGCGACGACGAUUUAUCCUUGCUGAUGAACCUGAACACCAAAGAUUUGCAUAGGAUCUGCGCCAAGCUCAAAGAGGAACGCUUUUUGCAGAUUCAUAAUCGUCCCGAAAUCAGAGAGGGCAAGGACAAAGCCACCAACCGUACUUAUUACUUUAUCGAUUACCGCCAGGCCAUCGAUGCUAUCAAGUACAGAACUUUCAAGCUUGACAAGAAAGUCCAAGGCGAUGCUAUCCCCGCUCAAGAGAAGAAGGAAUACUUUUGUCUUGUCUGCAAGGCUGAGUGGACCCAGAUGGAAGUUCUUGACAACGUGGAUAUUCAUCGUGGUUUCAUGUGCCAUCGCUGUGAUAACAUUCUAAAGUUCGAGCCUGAUCGCGAGGCCGGCGGACACGAGCUUUCUACUCGUCUAAACAGUCAACUCAAGUUCAUCAUCGAUGUCCUACCCAAGCUAGACACCGUGACCAUUCCCGAAGGUGACUUCGAGACCGCACACGCCCGCGCUCUUCCUGUCAUCCGCGAUGCCGCCAACCAAGUCGCCGCUUCAGUUGUCGUCGAGGGUUUCGCAAGGCCUACCGCUGUGAGGGGUAUGGCGAACACCGGCCCUCAAAGUAUUGCUAUCAGUAUCACCGAUACCGAUGGCCCGACCGAAGCCGAGAAGGAAGCUGAGCGCGCACGAAAGGAGGAGGUCGCCCAGAUGAAUGCUCUACCGUCGUGGCACACCACUAGCACCGUUACCGGCUUAUCAUAUGCCUUGAACGCCAACCCCACCGCGGUGCACAGGUCUGAGGAGGAUGACGCUAAGAAGCCCGACGAAUCCGCUGCCGACGCUGCGCAUGACAGAGAAAUGGAGGCGCUGUUCAAGUCACUAGACGAACAAAGACGCAAGGAAUUAGAAGAGGAGGAGGAGGAUGAUAACGAUGAGGAUGACGACGAAGGAGGUGAAGAUGAAGAUGAGGAAGACGAUGACGACGUUAAGGGUCGAGAUGUAGAGUUCGUCGACGUUUCCGCUGAUGUUAGCACCCUAGGCGAGAAGCGACUCGCAUCGAGUGGCCCUACCAGCGCUGCGGAAACUCCGGCUUCUGAGAGACCAUCCAAGAAGGUUAAAGUUGAAGAGCCCGCCGACGAUGGCGAGAGCGAGGACGACGAUGACUUACAGUUUGAGGACGUUUGAGCAGGAGUGGCACCGAGAUCAUAAUUCCGAAGUCCACGGUAGAGAGGAUAGGGCAAGAAAUGGGCGAGGGUGAAAGGUAUAUAGAGAUAAGGAGGGACACACAACUGGGGUCGGCACAUGGAAUACAUUUCCUCAUAAUCACGAUACCCUAGAUAAACGCGGCAUGGCACACGCGUUAUUUGAUAUUCCAGGCAUGGGUUUUCCUGGACGGCGUCUAAAAUGGAUAGUUGGUAUGUAUAUAACAUGCUAAGUAGUAAUUGCAUUGAAAGCUCCAAAUAGCCUCGAGUAAAACAAGAACAGUGCAAUGUGAAAAGGAGGG
Hypoxylon fragiforme is the source of this 2237-nucleotide messenger RNA. RefSeq lists its product as uncharacterized. The transcript has 2 exons. NCBI's taxonomy places the organism in Eukaryota, Fungi, Ascomycota, Sordariomycetes, Xylariales, Hypoxylaceae. Gene Ontology annotation, cellular component: transcription factor TFIIE complex. Gene Ontology annotation, biological process: transcription initiation at RNA polymerase II promoter; transcription open complex formation at RNA polymerase II promoter. The coding region runs from base 641 to 1918 and encodes 425 amino acids. The record is from RefSeq and is a predicted model, not a curated record.